Messenger RNA from Schistosoma haematobium, 7693 nucleotides. RefSeq names its product Alpha/beta hydrolase domain-containing protein 11. Gene Ontology annotation, cellular component: mitochondrion. The record is from RefSeq and is a predicted model, not a curated record. Bases 3752 to 4072 code for a protein of 106 amino acids. NCBI's taxonomy places the organism in Eukaryota, Metazoa, Platyhelminthes, Trematoda, Strigeidida, Schistosomatidae. The transcript has 4 exons.
CAUUUGUACGCCAAAAUGAAUAUGGCGCUGCGGCUAUCUCGUAUGGUUUUGCAGUCAGUUGAUUCCUCGCUUAAGUCUAGUAUGGUGAUCUGCCAUGGUUUAUUGGGUUCCAAGAAUAAUUGGAAGAGUAUUUCCAAUGCGUUAGCCCAGAAAAACUGUGGAACUAUUGUGGCCGUUGAUUUACGUAAUCACGGAAAUAGCCCACAUUCCGAUGAUAUGAACUAUUUUAAUAUGGCGGAAGAUAUACACAUGGUUGUAGAUGACCUCAGCCUGCGGAGCGUAUGCUUGGUUGGCCAUAGUAUGGGCGGCAAAGCGGUUAUGUGCGCAGCUCUAAUGAAAAAAGGUAUGAUAAGUUGGUUGUAUUUGACAUAUCCACGACACCAAAACCUACUAUACAAUCUCUUACACCUAUAAUAGAUCUAAUGUCUUCCGUGGAUUUGAAAGCUUUGGGACACAAAAAUAAUGGGAAUAUAGGAAUGGUCCGAAAUUCAUUAAUGAAAGAAUGGGAUAAAACAGUCCCGGUAAGUAAAAAAACUCUUCCAUUCAAUAAUUUUUAAAGCUAAGUUGGUUUGCCUAUGAUUCGCCAGCACAUGUUCAAAAUUGAGUGAUAACCGCUUGUUGAGUUUCUGAAAAAUAAACUUGGUUAAAGAAAGUCCUAAUAUUUUACGUUUAGAAACAUGGUUGAACAGUAACUGAAUAUUUAUUCGGUUGCGUAUAUUUUUUAUUGGAUAUAUUACGGUUAAGAGUAGUACUAUAGUUAUAAAUUAAUGAAUUUUGACCUCAGAACAAUACUGAAUUUCAAAUACUUGCAUGGUGCGGUACCAAUCCAUGAUAUUUCAUUCGGAUUAUUAUUUAACAGUAAGACGUCUCAUUUUAUCGCACUUUUAGCAAUCUCAAUAGGAAGAAUUAUUAAAUUGUAAGAUGUUAAUUAUAUGCUUUUGUUCUUUUCGUUUACCCUUUUUAGAUGUAACAAUCUUGUUUGAUUUUCCAAAGAGAUUUAAGGCUAGAUAGAUUUUUGCACUGAAUGAAUGUACUGAAUUGGAAUCGAUAUAAAGAUUUGAGUGUGUUGAUUUUAGGUAGAUGGUUGAAUUUAGAGCUCUACUUAGAUAUCUUUUAACCAAACAAUUUAAAAAUUAUAGCCCACCGUGUUUAUUUUCACUAUUACUAUUAUUCAAUAUUACACUUUUGGUACAAUAUAAUAUUCUCAGCACUAGGUAUUUCAGCAAGUUUCUUUCACAAAAAGAAAAAAACGAGAGAAACUGGUGACUGCAUACAUAUAUACAUAAGUAAAUAAACCACCUGGAAUCAAGCGAAAUGAUUUUUAAAGAAGAUUGAAUCUGUACAACAUUUUAAUUAGAAAAAUGUUUAAGAAUACAAGUUAUUGACUAGGUAAACUCUAACAACUUGUUCGUCACAUAGUAUAUUUGCUAGAUGAGGCAUUGUAGGACUUUCAUACCUUUGCUUGGGUUCAUGGAUUCUAAUGUAUUGACAUGUAUUGAUAUACAAGGAGAAAGAUAUGAACGAAGUGGAUGGUUAGUAUUUAAGAAGAUAAUGCCUGCCAGGAGUUUGCAGGAUUUUGGAUGUGUGUCAACAUCCAUAUCACUAAUGACCUCCAAAGAUUCACCACAUACCGUGCUAACUGCCUUCAAAACUUCAAGUGUUUUGGACGACGUAUUAAAGUUAUACAGUUGAUAAAGUCGUUUGAAAACUUAAAACAUGUAUUAGGUUGACAACUGUUAACGUUUACAAAUGUAACUACACUGCCGUGACACCUAGUCUUACUGUUUGAACGAUCCUGAUGAUAGAUAUUAAUAUAUUGUUGUGAUACUAAGCUAUCUUCUUGUAGAUCGUUUAACAAAGAUCCUUGAAUUCCGAUCACACUAUGAUUACGAUACAUGUUUUGAUGUUUCCAGUCACUUAGCUCGUCCCAAAAUUUAGAACUUUGUGAAAUCCCAAACCUUCUUUUUGAAAGUGCUGACGUUUUGUGUUAUCCGUUCACAAGCACCUUCAACAGAUCCUUCUCAACUGAUUCAUACCGAGAAUGUGAGGAAAGAUAAAUAUAAUCUCAAUACCUAGGAAAGUAUCUGGCGAUAAAAAUGUUAAAUUUAAACCCAUAGCGAUAACUUCACCUUUUCUCAAAACAAUAAAAAAUUUACUGCUACUACCACUUCAACCUGCACUAAAAGAGAACAGUGAUCUGUACCAGUUCGCUUCCAACUGCAAAGGAACCACCUUAAAUGCUGCUAUUGUUCUGCAUCAUAGUAUAGUGUUCAGCUUGGUAAAGGGUAAGAAGUAUGUUCUGUGCGCUUUUCUGGAUUACACUUCUGCCUUUGACUUUAUUCCAAGACAACUUCUACUGAACAAGUUAAUCAGCGUCAACGAUGACUAUUGGAUAACCGACUGGCUAUGUUCCUACCUCUUUGGAAGAUGAUAGUACACUAUGUUUGGAGAAAAGUGUUCGAUGUCCUUACUGUCUCAUUAAGGUGUGCCACAAGGAGCUGUCCUCCCCUCCUCUUCUUUUCCCACUUUUUCUGCAUAAUCUACCAUUUUCCACAGAAAACACUUUUGUUAAGUAUGUGGACUAUCUCACUGUAUGUAUGCCGAUUUCUACCUCUUCACAUCCCCUUGAAAUGAAUGAGUCCUUGUUUCGUAUUGAAUGGUGGUCUGUUGUUAUUGGUCUCACACUUAACCCGUCUAAAUGUCAAACUGUUAACCUUAGCCUGAGACAUGAACAGCACCUAAACACCCUGUUGGAAUCUUAGUGUCCAAAGUGUAAUUUAUGGUUUCGAAUUGAUAUGUUAUUAUCUGACAUAUUAUUCGAAUGACAGCUUACAUUUUGAGGUAGAACAAUCUACACGGCUGAAAUGGACUUUGCUCACGACUUUCGCAGUGUCUCGUGAGUUCAGUCAAUCAUCACAUGACUUUUCCAGUUGAAUGGCAGCCAACGUCUUACCUGGCUAUGUUAACUAUUAGAUUGCGACUGAUUUGAUUCGGUAAAUUUAUGUAGGAGUAAAAAUGUAUCGAUCUGCUAAUUGUAAGAGUUUGGUGCAUAAGAAAUUAUGGUUAGUAUCCAGAUGACGUCUAAAAGAAACACAAGGUUUGUAUUCAUCAGGACAAUUGAUUUUUGAUUGGAAUAUGACCUACUUGAGUCCAUUUUGAGUUGCAAAGAGAAGACUGUAUGUAUUACAUCAGCAACAUCUCUAUCGUAGGUUGGAACUGGAAAUAACUAGACUAAUCUGUUCGGAACUCUAAAACACGAUUUACGUCAUUUGAAAUGCAACCAACAAGCCAUCGUUAGCCAUAAACAUGAAGUUCCUUUGUGCCUACACAUCCAAACGGCACAUAUAAGUCCAUAAUUUCCGUCAUAAUAUUUGAUAAAUGGGUAUGGGAAACUUGAUUUAACUACGGGGAUAACAGAAUUCAUCGUUUGUUAACUCGGUUUCUUACUGUGAUUGAACUCUCUCAUCUGUCGGCUAAAUUGUGUUGACGGAAGUUCAUUCGUUUAGUAUUGCCUCAACUUGUGGCGGAAGAUAUUGAUGUAUUUAUUUAUUUAUAUGAACACAUAAAUAUUGGUACAAAGGUGCACCAAAUACAUACGCGCCACACAAGUCCCUUGAUUUAUAUAUGGGUUGUGAUACUGCCCGGGUGCCCAGACCGAAGCAGAUGGUUUUCUUAGAGAGCCACAUCCGGAGACUUUGACCUAAAGGUCUAAUCCACAAAGCAGUGGAGCAACGUCAGGAAAUGCAGUCCCAUGGUAGCCGGUGGCCAACCAUUGGUUCAUACGCCAUUUGUUCCCUCAGAUUCCUGGAGCCCAUGUGCACCAUUAGUUUGGAGUAAAUGUUUCCCAACUCCUCUAGGUGGAUCCUCCGUGUUCACGAAGCCGGUUAAAGCACUGGAAAUUCGCUUUUCGUCCUCUGAAUUACGUAAACAACACCCUCGCCACGAGAAGGCAGUGAGUAGGACUUCCUUGGCAGUGGUUGUUUGUGCGUGGCCACGUGAGAGCAUUUCAAGAGGGAGAGCAGAUUCUUCCCACCCUCGGCCUAUUCAUAUUAGCUCUUGUGUAUUGUUAUGAACUUUAAGAUACUUAACGUUUCCUAUUUAUAAACCAUCUAGUAGUAACUAACAUCAUAUUAGUUAAUCUUUAUUAUCAACUGUAUUCUGUUUAUCAUGUUUAUACGACCUGGUCAAGUGUAGGUCACUCAAUAUCUCAGUGUAUCACAUUUGAUAUUUAAUGUGUAUGUAGUCAAGAGGAAAUUGUAAACUACUUUUGUGUUUGUUGGUACUCAGUAUUACACGUAAGAUCGAGGUCUAGAGUUGUCCAUAAACCAACUCAAUCUACAUCACAAAUUCAUUUUGUUUUGACUCCCUUAUUUUAUGUCUUUUUAAGUAGCACCUGUCUGUCUCUUGUAUAUUAAUAUUCAGAAAUUUCUUUCUUGAUAAAAAGCAGUUUUCUAAUUGAAUGUCAUAAUUUAAGAUAAAUCAUUAAAUUUUUGAGUUUUAUUUUGAGUAGAAUCCUACAAUGCGCGCGUUUCUUCUAACAAAUCUUGGAGAAAAAGAUGGAGAGAUAUUUUGGAAGGUGAACCUUAAGGCAAUUAAAAGCUGUUGGAAUCAGAUAACAGACUUUCCUGCAGAAUUGAGUGGUCGUGUUUUCAAUCAACCUGUGAUGUUUGUUGCAGCAAGCGAUGGAAAGUAUUUAGGGUAAGUCUUCUUAACUUGUAAGUGCAUAAUUUAGAAUUCCUAAAAUAUAACUUCCCGUGAAGACUUGCUAAAAUUGUCAUGAAUAUUUGUUUACGAAUAAUUGAUUUUUCGACUGAUAACGCAUCCUUGUGUUAAAGUGGAAAUCAAUGGUUUAAUAUUAAAUAAAAAUAUUCUUUUUGACAAAAUUAUAUUUUGAAGUGAUACGUUAUAUCGGUUAAUGGUAUGAAGAAAAUUUAAAAACAACACGUGUUUAUAUAAUCUUUAGUUCAAAUAACUCAUUUACCAGGUGCCUGGGUAUUAGUUAUAAUCCAAGUGGUCGUUCCAAUAAUACUAUCCAGUUACUCAUACCAAAGUAGGCGGAGUGGGGUCUCAAACCUGCGACCGAAAGUCGCAUGUCUUAACCACUAAGCCACCGCUUCAACAUAUUCGUACAGUUAACGCUGUGCUAUAUUAUAUCCUUGUUUGAGACCAUGAUCCUUUCCCGAAAUUCUGGUGAAAAGUUGUAACUAGUAGAGUUUAACCAUACUGUGUAUGGUAUCAGAUGUUCAUCAGACUAUAUCUUAAAUUGACUGAAGUUUGAAAUGUAUAUUAUUAGAUCCUAAUUCAGUGUUUCAAAGGUUAAGUGUUCGUUGCCAUAUUUAAAAGUCUUCAAUUUGACCUCAUAUGAAUUCUGGGGGGGGGCUUAUUGUGUAGGAGCUCAAAAACAAAAAGGAAGAGCUGUCCUGUGUUUUUUGAUUUUCAAUUGUUCUCUAGCUAAUGUCGAUCAAUGAUCAGGAAAUAUUUUCAACUUGGACUAGUCUCCACAAAAUAUGCAACUACUUCAUUUUAAUUUUGUCAUGUUUUUUAAUCAGUAUGUUCAAUAAAUGAGUGUGAAUAGCAAGUAUAUUACUAAAGUCCACUAAAAGGUAUGCACAUGAUUUUAAUUUUACUACAUUGAAACUAAAUUUGCUGAACAAAAUUUCUUCGUUCAACUGACUUUAUUUUUUGAACUGAAUUAAGUAUCAUCACAAAUUCACGUUUUCGUGUCCCAUGAAAUGUAAUCAAUAUUGUUGAUGUUUCAUUAAAGUGUUCUUUUUAUAUCAUUGUUCUUUAUAAUGUUCAGACGAUCAGAUUUACCAUCUGUACGCAAAUAUUUCCCUCAAGCAAAAAUUGUUCAGAUUGCUAACACCGGUCAUUGGGUUCACUUUGACGCUCCAAAUACAGUGACCAAUUUGAUUACAUCUUUCGUGUUAGAUAAAUCAUUUGAUCCUACCUCAUUUGCAGAUGUUAAAGAGAUUAAAUAACAACAAAAAUGGUAUACUGUCAGUAUGUAGUCGAUAAGAGAAGGAAGACAAACUUAUUUCUAUAGUUUUUGUCUUUUCGUUAAUUCUUCGAUUAUUGUGUAUUGAACUUGUCAUAAAGGGGUUUGGUGUUAUUCAUUUAUGGCAUUAAAGUUGGCUACAGAUCUGAAUAAUGUGACUGGCAUUUGAUAAUGAAUAGACUAAUUAGUAGACUGUUUCAAAGUUGUUUCUGGGUUGUAAGGUGAUGACGAGGAUUUGCAUCUAAGGUUUACAGAAAAUGUGUAGCGUUCACUUCGUCCUACUCGUGAUUUAGUGAAUUUUCGGUCAUAUUUAGUCCCAGAAUCUAAUAUAAGAGAAAACAGAUUUCCGAAUCUGUCAGAGGUAAAACGAAAAAUUUAGCUUUAAAUCCACAACCGCAAAUAAUAAUAAUAAGUGUUGUCAUCUGGGUAAAAGAUUCUUCACCAAGGUUAUGCUUGCUGAGACAUUUAAACCUGCAAAAUCAUAUGGAAGCAGACUUCAUCGAGUGUAUAACUUGACUGUUCUUCUUAGAAGAAACAAUCGAGAGUUUUAUAAUUCUACCUGACGACCGAUGUUCACUAUAUAAAUCCAAAUAAACGAUUCUCUCCAAUUUCACCCAAAACUAAACAGUCCAGAAUUGAAAUCCUAAGCGAAAUUAUUUGACCAGAAAAAGGUUAAACUAUCACGCGAUGGGUCAGAGAUGAUCCUUAUAGCUAAAUCAUAAAGAAAGAGAAACGGGACGCUAGUGUAUUAAGCCAACAUCAAAACCAUGUCUUAGGGAUAAUUCGAUGAAUUUUUUAUAUCUACCAAUAGUUUGGCUUUCGUUAAAACGUUGAGGCCUCAAAAUGUCUGGUAAAUAAAACUAUUUUAUAUGUAUAAUUUAGUGAAUAGAAAAAGCAGUUACCCACCUCAAAUUUCAAUUUGCGUUCUAGACCGUUAUUGUCCUCUUUUAGUUUCCAUUUAUUUAACUGUUUGGAAGUAGAGUUGCUUAAACUUUAGACCUUAUCGACUGCGUUUUAACUUAUUGGAGGAUCAAUAUUUAAGUUUAUUGUCUGAUUCUGUGGAUGCAGUGUACUAUGCACCUAUUCAGCACAGUGAUUUUGUAUCGUAGAAUGAAGGAAACGCUUUCCGACUAGCCAGUGUAAAACUUUGUGGUCAUUGUUAUCCUGAAAAUCUUAUAUUUGUUAAGACUGCAGAAUGUUAAGCUGUUUUAAAUAUAUGAUAAUUUAUAAAAUUAUCAUUGUCAAUGCAAACUUUCAGAUUAGAAGAACUUGUACAUCUUAGGAAAUAUUCUCAUUGAGUUAAAGAAUGAAGAUAGACUUGUAUUUAUACAUCCUUACUUACUUACUUACGCCUGUCACUCCCAAUGGAGCAUAGGCCGCCGACCAGCAUUCUCCAACCCACUCUGUCCUGGGCCUUCUUUUCUAGUUCCAUCCAAUUCUUGUUCAUUUCUCUCAUGUCUAUUUCCAUUUCCCAGCGUAAUGUGUUCUUUGGUCUUCCUCUUCUUCUUUGGCCUUGAGGAUUCCAUGUGAGGGCUUGUCUUGUGACGCAGUUGGGUGCUUUCCGCAAUAUGUGUCCUAUCCACUUCCAGCGCUUCUUCCUGAUUUCUUCCUCCGCUGGGAUCUGGUUUGUUCUUUCCCACAAUACGUUGUUGCUAAUAGUGUCCGGCCAAUGGAUCUGAAGUAUUUUGCGUAGAC